Molecule: messenger RNA, 3161 nt
Organism: Cydia amplana
Lineage: Eukaryota; Metazoa; Arthropoda; Insecta; Lepidoptera; Tortricidae
Gene: CenG1A
Product: centaurin-gamma-1A
Exons: 16
Coding region: 279-3146 (955 amino acids)
Biological process (GO): activation of GTPase activity
Molecular function (GO): GTPase activity; GTP binding; GTPase activator activity
Source: RefSeq, a predicted model, not a curated record
GACAGCCAGUAUUGCUAAUGGCCGCUGCUAGGGUGGUUUGCUCCUCGCGCUCGCAGCGCGUCACUCGUUGAUUGCUUGUUUACUUUAUUUACAUCACAGUCCUAAGCCUUAUCAUCACAGUGACAAGUGUUUAAACGAAUAAAGUUGUCAGUGUUACAAACAAAUAGGAGAUUAUAAAGCGUGUGUCGAAAGUUUCGUCGCGAUGUGCGGUAUCGUUAGCGUUGCGUUGAAAUGAGAAUGCAUCGCCCGGUGUAAAUUUUGUGGUGGAUCAAAAUCAAAUGUUCAGUUCGAGAGGCGCAAUGUGUAACCGGCAGCAUACGCAGGCGUGUUUGAACACGUCCCUGUCUAUUAGACAGGAGAUACAGAGGUUUGAGAGCGUGCAUCCAUCUAUUUACGCUCUGUAUGACCUUGUGGAGUUGGUGCCGGACCCUCUGCUGGCUCAGCAGAUUCGUGACCACGUCGUGGCUAUAGAAGAUUCAUUCGUGAAUAGCCAAGAAUGGACGGCCGCGCGAGGUGUCACGGAAUUACGAGUUGGCGUCUUAGGAUCGCCGGACAGCGGGAAAUCUGCGCUAGUCCAUCGGUAUCUAACAGGGGCAUACAUGCAAGAAGAAAGUCCGGAAGGGGGCCGCUUCAAGAAGGAAGUGAUCAUCGAUGGCCACAGCUACCUCCUGCUCAUAAGGGACGAGGGAGGCUCUCCGGAGAUGCAGUUUACUGCCUGGGUCGACGCCGUGAUCUUCGUAUUUAGUCUCGACAACGAGGUCAGCUACAACACAGUCUCCAACUAUUUCAACAAAAUGUCUCACUAUCGAAACUCCGCCGAGAUACCGAUCAUUUUGGUUGGAACACAAGAUGCCAUAAGUGAAAGUAGUCCACGCGUCGUGGACGACAACCGCGCUCGCAAGCUGUCAAAUGAACUGAGAAGAUGCUCAUACUACGAGACCUGCGCUACGUACGGAUUGAAUGUCGAGCGCGUGUUCCAAGAUGCGUGUCAGAAGAUCGUUGGUUCGAGGCUGUCAGCAUCGCAGCAAUGCCUGGCGGGAUCGCGUCCUGUCACGCCUCAGCCCAUGGCUAACUCUCCCAGUCACAAUCAUUCCACAUUCCUCUAUAAGGACUCCCUCCCACGAGGCAACCACACCCUCUCUGCCUCGUCGCACCACCUCCACCGAGGCGCCUCAUCGUUCGACGCCUCCUCGAACAGCAGCGGCAUCUCAUCGACCCAUGUGGUGGAGAUCCACAGUACGAAUGGGUCGGACACGUCUUCGCGGUGGGGCAAUUCGCUUGGGAGCCACGGGUCGAGCUCGGGCCUCGUGUCUAUUGCGACGGAGAAUAAUAAUGUGAAGUUUACGCAGCCGCAUUGUCUAGACAACCUCCAAGUAAAAGACAAAGACCUACCAACACCAUCGUCCACACCUACCACCUCCAGAAAAUCACGAAGAAGAUCGAACCUAUUCACUCCAUCAAAGAAAGGGGACGACCGGCUAAAGAACGGAGAGCUGGGGUCCGGUCGGGCGAUACCCUUGAAACAGGGGUAUUUGUAUAAGAAGAGUAGUAAGGCCCUCAACAAGGAGUGGAAGAAGAAAUAUGUGACGCUCUGUGAUGAUGGCAGGUUGACUUAUCAUCCUAGUUUACAUGAUUACAUGGAGGAUGUAAACGGCAAAGAGAUCUCACUACAAUACGUGACGGUGAAGGUGCCCGGACAGAAGCCUAGAGGCUCCAAGUCCAUCAUCACAACCGUGCCAGGCUACAAUGGGUACAGCAGUCUGGAUUUACAUGACAGCAUCGGGGGACUGAGUCUUGGAUACAAAGACAAGCCAGUUCGCUUGACAGACAAAGCGUUGAUGUCAGCGUUCGACACGCUGAAAGAGCCCGCGUCGUCGCGACAAUCUCUCGCAUCAGAAGCUGAGGCUAAUGGUGAUAAAGAUACGCCUCAUGUCAAGAAACGACAUAGACGGAUGAAGAGUAGCGGCGUGAAAAAAGAUGGGGAUGAUGAUGCCGAUGGCGGCGCUUCAUGCGAGUUUACAAUAGUGUCGCUGGACGGCAAGAGAUGGCGCUGGGAAGUAGGUGGCGCUAGUGGCGCGGCCGCGGCUGCUGAGCGAGACGCGUGGGUGUGCGCCGUAGAGGCACAGAUACUGGCUUCUUUACAAGGAAGGACGUCCCGAUUGCCAGCGCCGACGGGCGCCAACUCGACGGGCGACGUUCGCGCCACGUACUACAUUAGGCGCGUGCACGGCAACGACAAGUGCGCGGACUGUGGGGCCAAUGAUCCUGACUGGGCGAGCUUGAACCUAGGUGUGCUGAUUUGCAUCGAGUGCUCGGGCAUUCACCGCAACCUCGGCUCGCAUAUUUCGCGCGUACGCUCCCUAGAUCUCGAUGAGUGGCCAUUGGGUCACGUGAGUGUCAUGGUGUCUAUGGGUAAUGGGCUGGCCAACAAUAUUUGGGAGGCGGACCUACGCGGGCAUAUAAAACCUAUUGCAUCUUCUAGUCGAGAAGAGAAAGAAAGAUGGAUCCGUCUAAAAUACGAGCGUCGCGCGUUCCUCUCGUCCACCGAGGUCCCUACGGGCGUUGAAUCCCUCCUCACGGCCUCCUCGCGCGGCGCCAUAUCCUCGCUAGCGCGCAUGCUGGCCGUGCCCGCGCCGCGCGCGCCCACGCCGGCUGAACGGGCUUUAGCGCUGAGAGCGGCCGCCGCAGCGGGGCAGCUGCCCGCUGCACAGCUGCUUAUAUGGCACAACGGCAACCCGAACUACCCGGACGCGGACGGGCACACGUGCGUGUUCUACGCGCGCGCCGCCGCCAACCACCUCUCCGGCGUCCCCCCCCACUUCCCCAAGAACCUCCAACUCCUCUGCCCCCUCCACCCCAACCCCCCCCAAUCCUCCAACUCCUCCAACACCAGCUCCAACUCCUCAAACAAAAGCAACCUCAAAAACCCUGAGCCUGAAUGUAACUGUAUAAUCUUUGAGCUGCUUAACGCUCAGAGCGCGGCUAAUGCUCUAGUUGAACUUCUAAUCGGGUUACAAAAUAAUCAGUACAUGAACGGGUAUGAGGGGAAUGGGUUCAGCCAUGGAACCCUAGGUAGGGGUACAUCCCUUGGGGGUUUAGGGGGAAAUCUGUCGUUGACCAACGGGAAGUGUGGUAGUAUUGUUUAAUUUGGAUUAUGUUAC